Messenger RNA from Komagataella phaffii GS115, 1647 nucleotides. Its product is annotated as Integral membrane protein involved in glycosylphosphatidylinositol (GPI) anchor synthesis. The transcript has a single exon. Gene Ontology annotation, molecular function: alpha-1,2-mannosyltransferase activity. Gene Ontology annotation, cellular component: endoplasmic reticulum membrane. NCBI's taxonomy places the organism in Eukaryota, Fungi, Ascomycota, Pichiomycetes, Pichiales, Pichiaceae. The coding region runs from base 1 to 1647 and encodes 548 amino acids. The record is from RefSeq and is a predicted model, not a curated record. Gene Ontology annotation, biological process: GPI anchor biosynthetic process.
AUGUUCCAUGGCAUUCGGAUAGGAGACUUUGUGAUUUUCUCAUUUUUAGUCUGUUUCCGUGUGUGGAACGCUUUAUCUAUCAAAACCUUCUUUCAAGCUGACGAAUAUUGGCAAACUUUAGAACCUGCUCACUGGCUUGUGUUUGGUUAUGGAUACUUGACAUGGGAGUGGACAAUUCAACUUCGAAGCUUUGUCUAUCCGUCACUUUUUGUUCCUGUCUACUGGCUGUGCGACCACUAUGAUGCUUCAUAUUGGUGGAUCUUGAACGGUCCAAAAAUCCUUCAGGGAUUUAUGUGUGCUGUCGGGGAAUACUACCUGUUCAAAUUGACUCAAAAAUUGUUUAAAGAUGUGAAUUUUGCCAAAUUGGUCUUGGUAUUAAGUGUCUUGUCUCCAUUCAAUUACUACUGUUAUACGAGGACGUUUUCCAACUCUUUUGAGACAGUUUUAACCGUCAUCGCCAUGUACUAUUGGCCGUCUGAGCUAACAUUCCUUUCUGUUAAUGAGUUCAACAUCGGCCAGUUUAUAUCCGCGUUAUUGGUCGCAGGAAUAUCUUGCUUCUCUAGACCAACUAGUGCAAUAAUAUGGUCGUACAUGGGCUCCGUUCUGCUUUACAGAAGUAUUUACUCGUUUAAGUUGGCCGGAAUUAUCUGCAUCACUGCGUUUGGAUGUAUGCUUGUUGCUACAAUACUCAACACCAUUAUGGACUACUUUUUUUUCAACCAAAUUUGCUUCCCUCUUUACAAUUUUGUUCAAUUCAACUUUGUCAAAGGUCUGGCUUCCUUCUACGGUGCUUCCAACUGGAUGUUCUAUAUUGUACAAGGUAUACCAAUCAUCAUGUUAACAAAUUUGCCAUUUUUUAUAGUCGGACUGGCUACAUAUAAGACAAAAACUACCCACAGAAACGUUCAAAUAUUGAAUCAUUUACUCAUCAUGGGAGGAAUAUAUUUGCUCAUAUUUUCUUGUAUCGUCCACAAGGAGUUCCGGUUCAUAUAUCCCCUCAAACCAUUCAUGCUAAUAUUCACUGCAUUAGGCGUUCAGCAUUCCUUAAAUUCCAAAUUUGAAAGAACCACAAAAAUAGUCAUACCAUUGUUGAUUGCUCUGAGUGCCUUUCUUGCAUAUUAUUUCACUCAAAUCCAUGAAUCAGGGGUCAUUGAAAUAACAGAGCUUUUAAGAAAUGCAAUUUUAACGAACAAGUCUCUCCACAAUCCCACCUCAGUAGGAUUCUUCACUCCCUGUCAUUCGACACCAUUUCAGUCUCAUUUCCAUUUGUCCCCAAAAGAGGCAGACAUUUGGUUUUUAACUUGUGAACCCCCUCUUCAUCUUUCAGACACUGUACUGUUGGCACACUAUAGGGACGAGAGUGAUGAGUUCUAUGACGAUUUUGAAAAAUUCAUGCUGGAAAAUUUUGAUCCCAUCAGUGACUACCAUAAUAAGCUUUCUCAAGUUAGAAACUCACCAGAAAAUUCGACAGGGAAUUACCCCCACCAAUGGCCAGAUUAUUUAGUCAUCUUUGAGCAUCUAGAGGCUACUAUGGAUACAUGGUUGGCAGAUACUGCCUACACUAAAUGGAACCGAUUAUUCAACUCAAGAUUCCAUUGGGAUCACCGAAGAACAGGGGACUUAAUCAUAUAUAAACAAAAUACGUAA